UCUGUCUCUUGUUAUAGCAUAUCACUGGUAGAUAUUACCAUUCUUAACUCGACCAACCACCAUGGCAACUCAAACAGUGACUGAAAACGCACUUCUUGCUCGGGCACGUGCAAGCCACAGCAAGGAAGACUGCCAGACCCUCUAUGCCGAAUGGGCUGAUACUUAUAACUCGGAUCUUGCCGACGCCUCUCAAGACUACGUUGCUCCCUUCCUCGCCGCCGAAACUGCGCUCGAGCACACUACCAACGUCAAGGGUUUAAUACUGGAUGCUGGCUGCGGGACUGGGCUGGUAGGAGAAGCGCUUGCACGGGGUGGGGCAGUCACGAUCGAUGGUCUUGAUCUUUCACCCGCCAUGCUCAGAGUAGCCAGAAACACAGGCGUUUAUAGGGAUCUUGAUAUUGGGGAUCUGACGCAGCCGAUUGAGAAGCCCGACGAAGUCUAUGAUAUCGUGACGUGUGCUGGUACAUUCACGCACGGCCAUGUUGGUCCAGUUCCGGCCUUGAGAGAGUUUGUGAGAGUCACCAAGACACAUGGUAUUAUUGUUGCGACGAUAUUGGAGGAUAUAUGGGUGUCUGGUGGGUUCAAAGCUGAAGUGGAGCUGUUGGAAGCAGAACGUCUCGUUAAGGUAGUUAAUGUGGAGCUCAAGGACUAUAGAAGGGGAGCAGGCGAUAAGGCAACUUUCGUUGUUCUCGAGAAGGUCGGUUCUGUUUGAACAGGGCAAUGACAUUGUAGCCUUUUGAAGCCAGGCUUUAAAUCGAGAAUGAUAAGGAAUUUCAAAGGGCUUUUUUGGG
Molecule: messenger RNA, 791 nt
Organism: Aspergillus ibericus CBS 121593
Lineage: Eukaryota; Fungi; Ascomycota; Eurotiomycetes; Eurotiales; Aspergillaceae
Product: class I SAM-dependent DNA methyltransferase
Exons: 1
Coding region: 62-712 (216 amino acids)
Source: RefSeq, a predicted model, not a curated record